AUGGCGGCAGCAAAUCCUCCGCCGGGCGCGCUCUCGGUGGAGCACCGAAAUGGCUCUGACCCGUUUCUCAUGGCACCGCAAGACAACCACCGCCAACGAUACUCGGCCUUUGAUAAUUCGCAAUUUUCCCUCUAUCUCAACGGAUCGCCCAUGCAAGCAAAGCGGGCCCUGCAAGCCCAUUUGGCCGAGACGACGCGCCGAUUGCAGGAAACAUCGCAUCUCGGUAAUGCGCUCGUCCAACAGCGGAAGGAGCUCGAGGACAAACUGCAGGAGGUCGAGCAUCAACAGGAGGACAACGACAUCGGGCCCGAGUUGCGCCAGCGACUGGCUGAGCUGGAAAAGGAGUUCAACGAGGUUGGCAGGGAGACAGCUCGUGCUUUUCUCCCAAAGUCCCGCGUGCCCAGCGGCGAGACGGACGCGAUCGGCGGCGCUUCGAUCUACUCCAGUGAAUCCGUCGCCUCGCCUACCAAAGUGAGCGUCCCGUCGCGAAAGCAGAGGAACCAGCAGCCGAGCCGCAUUAAUGAUAUCGCCCUGGCAACUGAAAUCUCUACGUCUCUCCUUUCUCAACUCAAGGAGCUCCAGGCUGUCCUGCUUGAGAAAGAUGAGGCCCUCAAGGCGGCUGAUCUUGACAGAUCUCAACUGGAAAUUGAAGUUGAAGGCCUGUCUCAACGUCUCCGUACCCUAGACGAGAGCGAGUCGCGACUCAAGGAUGUCAACUGGAAUCUGGAAACUCAAGUUCGCGAGUCGGAAGCGCAAUCCAAGGCGGCGGCGGAUAAGGAACACCGCCUCAAUCAUGCGCUCAACCAAGCUCGCUCAGAAGCGUCAACACUGGAGAGGGAAGUUGAGGAGCUGAAGCAAAUGUAUUCGAAGCUCAACGACGACCAUGUCAACAAGACCAAGCAGCACGAGACAGAACUCUCCAGUCUCCGCCGUAGUGCCGCCAUGGCUGAGACUGAGAAAAUUGCAAUGCAGCGCAAAGUCGAAGAGCUCACAUCCAAGAACCAGGAGCUGGCAAAGGCUAUUUCGUACCGUGCAAGAUCUGAGGAGCGUGGCCAUGACGACAACUCAUCUGGCGAUGAUGAUGGUGCAAAUGAUGAUGAUCGAACUCCAGAGCACUCGCCUCCCGUAUCUCCAGCCAAGGCUACUCCCCGUCAUGGUCAGCUCGAGUCGGAGACCUUGAAGCACUCGCUCCAGCACGCUCACCGCAUGAUUCAACAGCUCAAGAACAACAUCCACCGUGAAAAGACCGAGAAGAUAGAGCUGAAGCGCAUGCUUCAAGAUGCCCGAGACGAGCUGGACACCACGCGCUCUCUGGUUGGACCCGGCAGUGCCACUAAGCGAAGGAAGAGCGAUAAGGAAAUGUUCAAGAAGCCCGCUCGCCCCGACCGUCUUGGAGCAUACCGCACUGGCACACAGGAGAUUGUAGAAGAUGUCGAGGACGACGAGUGGGAGGAGCAAGAGAGUGUGCUCGAAACUCCAAGUCGGCCUCCGCAACAAUCAGGCUCCGCACCAGUAUUGGUUCCGGUUGGAUCUAGGACUGUUGCAUACAAUGGGUUUGAGACUGCCAACGAGACAUCAGAUGCUGCUUUCGAGACCGCCAACGAACGCGACGGCAUGACAACAGAGUCAGAUGCAUUCCAGACCGGGGCCGAGACGCUGGACGAAGACAGCAGUGACCAGCUGACCGAGACCGAAAGCCCUACCAAGGCUGCUACACUUCGUAGUCGACCAUCGAUUGCGAGUGUGAAUCGCAUGAACUCCUUCCGGAGUACAGCAUCUGCUUCUGGUGACGAGGAUGAGAUCAACUUCAGGACACCCAUUCUCCAUAAGAAUUCUCGUUUGAGGUUGAGGCCGAGGGACAGCAGCACCCGCAGAUCAACACCAAGGGGCGUUCCAGACAUGUUUGUCGGCACACCGCCAGGGUCGAGAGAUUCUCCUGCUAGCUACAUCAGCAGCAGCAACGAGAAUACUCCUGCUCAAGGCAAGAGCCUCUUUGCGGAAUUGAAUGACCUCAGUGGGGACGACGACGACGGCAGCUCUGUCGAAGGUACACCCAGCCGAUCCAGUGUGGUGUAUGCAGGUCACUCUUCGCCAGAUAUGCCGAGAAAGCCCAUGCUCCAGAAAUCAGCCAUGCACUCUGACAUUUCAAGACCGAUGAUGGUAGACUCAGGCAUGAUGACUGAACCAGAUGUUCCGCAGCCCGUUACACUGUCUUCAAUUUCUAGCCAGACUACGGAACCUCAGCCUACACACCUACCGACAUUGCAAAUGUCCUCCUUACAUUCACAGGGCACCAGUCCACGAGCUCCACCUCGUCCCGAUCUCCGUGUCUCUUCCAUUUCUUCUCAAGGUACUGACCCCAAGCGUGCGGUCCCGCCUACUCUUAAUUUUUCAAUUGUUUCCGGUCAUACCACGAGUCCACGCGCUCUCAAGGUACCUCAGCUGGCUGUGUCUUCCUUGUGCGCCCAAGGAACCGAGCCACGAGCUCCUAUCGCACCGUUACACGCGUUUUCUUCAUUGCACGCACAAGACACAGCACCGCGAGCGGUACCUGUUACCCCCUUAAUUAUGUCAUCGGUGUCUACCCAUGCCACCGAGCCUCGACAUGUUACUCCCCCAUCCCUUGGCCUGUCAGGUUUCUCCGCACAAGGCACUGAGCCUGUUGUGCCAGUGGUGGAAAAGACAAUCGCUCCUUUACUAGGAAUGUCGUCUGUCUCUCACCAGACUACAGAACCGAAAGAGCCUUCUUCGACGGUUCCCAAGGAACACAGUGAGGCCGAGUCAAGCGUAUUUGAGUCCAAGUCAGUCUCUGAUGAGGCCUCGCAUACACCUGUGCAAAGCUCUCACGAAAAGGAGCAGCAUGUACCUCUUCGGGUGUCCAGUCUGUCUGCUCAAGCGACUGAACCCAGAGAUGUGCUGCAGAAGCAGGCGCCGUUGAUGCAAAUGUCAAUUCUGUCAUCUCAUGCGACCGAGCCAAGAGAAGUACCGCAGAAGCAAGCUGUGUUGCUGCAGAUGUCAAAUGUAUCAUCUCAUGCGACCGAGCCAAGAGAAGUACCGCAGAAGCAAGCUGUGUUGCUGCAGAUGUCAAAUGUAUCAUCUAAUACGACCGAGCCUAGAGAUAUCCCCCGGCCAGCCCUGUCGGUGUCCUCAACAGCAUCAACACAGGCAACGGAACCGCUCGCGCCAAGCCGAGAGAAACAACAGUUUUCUCUGGUUUCGUCACAUGCUACGGAACCUUUGAUGCCACAGCUGCCAGUUCUGCAGAUGUCCGGCUUCUCUUCUUGGUCUACCGACCCUGUCGAGGUGCCUAAAGCAGCCCCAAGACAAUUAUCCCCAGUGUUCUUCCAGGGAUCCAGCCCUGUAGAGCCCUCAAGACCUGCACCUCCCUCAUUCUCUGUGUUUUCAUCACAGACAACUGAGCCGAUUGCACCAAAAGCAUCGGCUCUCGCGAGCUUUUCAAGUGUAACCGCCCAAGGCACUGAGCCUGUGCAGCCGAUACAGCAGACGCCGCAAGUAUCGGCCAUCAGCGCUUUGCAGACGGAGCCCGUGGAUGCUUCAGGCUCUGUCCACCAGUUCUCUGAUGUGCGGACUGUUCAUGAUAACCAACCUGAGUCUCCAACGCUACCAGCGUUCCUUCCGUCUCCAGCACCUCGUCCGUCCACGGCAAACCGUGUUGAGAUUCCUGCCAUGUCAUUAUCUUCUCUCGCUACUCAAGGCACUGAGCCAUUAUCGCCGUCAAGACCUGUAACUGCCCAACGAGCGGUUGUAACGUCCUCGACAACUACUGCUUCUCAGACGGAAGCAACGGAGAAUCAGGAUUCGACUAUGCCUAAGCUCAGCUAUUUGAAUACUGUACAGCCUUCGAACAGGGGUACCUCUUCCGAGACAUAUACUUCCCCCACUGAAAGCAGAGAUGCUCGCGUCCCUCUAGGGGCUUUGAGUACCAAUGCCGUACUUAAGAGACCCCGGGCACCAAUGGCCGACGGUGGCACCCAGACCAUGGUGUCUGCUGAGCAAAUCGACAAACUGCUGCUUGCCCGUAGCCAGCGAUGGAGUAGUCUCAUCAACACAGCUGCAGUUGAGAGGGCUCUGUCAACCCCCGAGUCACCCACUCGGAGAGAGGCAAAUGAGUCAAAUCGGAACCUGAGACGUCCUGGUAGCUCUGGAAGUAUGCGUUCUCGCACUGCAACGCCGCCUCCGCUGCCUUCAGACCACAGGGAAGCUAUUGCUGCAGCAUCUCUUAGGCCCAUGUCUCCGGGGAGUCUAGGAACAAUGGGACCACCCUCAAAGCCGGCGUCGGCCUAUAAGAAACGACCGCACACGCCUACUAUCAAGACAAGCAGCAACACCCUCACCCCCACACCCAAGACUGGCGGAACCACGCCCCGGGUGCGUCGACAGUCACAUCGAAGUGGAGCAUCUUCACCACUCAGCCACCGAUCAUCAUUGUCUUCAUUCACCUCUGAGCUGGAUCAACGCUUCAAUAUACCGGGCGGCCCAUCGUUUGCCGCAAAUGAAAUACCUACCGGUGCCACAGAUAAGCGCAUGAUCCAGGCGAUUACUCAAACCAUGAUCGGCGAGUACCUGUGGAAGUACACCCGCAAGACUGGGCGUGAAGGCAUGUCUGAGAAUCGCCACCGACGUUUCUUUUGGAUUCAUCCUUAUACAAGGACGUUGUACUGGAGCGACCGUGACCCUCAAAGCGCCGAUAAGUCGACACUGAAAGCCAAGAGUGUAGCUAUCGAGUCUGUUUUCGAGGUUGACGAUCCCAACCCUCUCCCUCCUGGGCUUCAUCAGAAGAGUUUGCUUGUCAUCACGCCUGGCAGGUCGAUGAAGUUUACCGCAACCACGGGUCAAAGACACGAGACAUGGUACAAUGCUCUGAACUACCUAUGCCAACGAGUCGAAGACAGUGGAGAACAGCCAGAGAAAACGGUGCCACCGGUGCCACAGCUGGAACAGGAGAGGGAAUCAAAGAAACAGCCCUCUGGAGAAAUUGAUACCGAGUUCAACGCCGGAUACGGAAGCAUGUCGCGACAGACGGGGCGUUCUAGAGCAUCAUAUGCCAUUCGACACGAAGCUUCUCGCGAACACACUCAGGUACCCACGAUCCGGCAGUCAACUGUGAAACAGCAUCGUGCAUCGUCAAUCGAGCCGCCGGCCCACGGUUCUAUCGGCAGGUUCAGCAUGCUCCGUCCUAGCGUGUCUGCUAUGCGCGGAUCAUUUGCUAGCCGUCGCAAUAGUAGGACUGAAUCAGCGACGUACGAGGAGCCCAGUCCUUCGGCUCUCGAGCUAAGCCGUGACAUCUACGAGCACGUGCAAGAACGCGAUGAAGACUACAUCAUGCCUAAUGUCCGAGCGUGCUGCGAUGGAAAACAUGAUGUUGCACAUCUCCACCAACAUACGAUCAAAGCUCGACACUCCAGCGCCUCUGUUUCCAAGCCGUCACUGUUCUCCAUGAGCUCACGCGCACAAUCACGAACGGAAUCCCGCACAGAAUCUCGUACAGAAUCUCGUACAGAGUCCCGCACAGAAGGACGUCACGAGAUGGAGACGGCAAACUAUGGAGCUGGUGCCUAA
Pyrenophora tritici-repentis Pt-1C-BFP is the source of this 5580-nucleotide messenger RNA. Lineage: Eukaryota; Fungi; Ascomycota; Dothideomycetes; Pleosporales; Pleosporaceae. The record is from RefSeq and is a predicted model, not a curated record.